Molecule: messenger RNA, 3057 nt
Organism: Drosophila gunungcola (fruit fly)
Lineage: Eukaryota; Metazoa; Arthropoda; Insecta; Diptera; Drosophilidae
Gene: Pgant2
Product: polypeptide N-acetylgalactosaminyltransferase 2
Exons: 7
Coding region: 440-2344 (634 amino acids)
Cellular component (GO): Golgi apparatus
Source: RefSeq, a predicted model, not a curated record
UACAAAAACACAGCAUUUGCUGUGAUCAAUUUAUUUGUGAAAAAGAGAGAAUUAAAUGGGAAAACCAUUUAAAGCUCCAGAUAAUCGGUUUGCAUUCAACGAAGAGGCCUAAUUAAAUUCAAUUUAAUUAAGCUGAACAGAGUUGAACAAUUAAAAUGCAAACACAAUUAAACCAAAUGAAUCGAGUGAUGAUGGAAGUGAUUGAAAAAAGUGCAAAGAAAAAUUGAAAUGUAAACACAAUUGAAACAGAUACGAAAAUUAAACACAUAUAUUGUUUGCACUCAUCUCAAUGCUUUUGUUCUGCCUGCAGUAAAUACCGCAUAAUUCAUUUGCCAAAACAACAUACACCAAAAAGUAAAUAAAUAAUAAAUCGAAGUGAACGUGAUACGUCCUCAACCCAAUUAGGAGUUUAAAAUAUAUAAAUAGAAGCUGUCCAAAAAUGCGUCGCAACAUUAAAUUGAUCGUUUUCGUGAGCAUCAUUUGGAUGUUCGUGAUGGUCUACUAUUUCCAGACCAGUACGGAAAAGGUGGAAAAUCGAGCGCUGCGGCUACGUGAGGUGGCCACCGCCAUGCAGCAGUACCAGGAUGACUCCUCCUCGGCGGCCGCAGCCUCUACCGCCCGCCAGUGGCCGCCAGCUGGCGGAGGGGGUGGGGGAGCGGGAGCGGUGGCAGGAGCAGCUGGCAGCGGAGCAGACGAUCCCGGCGGCAAUGUCAUUCUUAUCGGGUCUGUCAAGGACUUUGAACGCAACGCCGUCCACGGCCUCAAGUUGCACGGCAUUGUGGCUCUGGAGGAGACAUCGCAGGGUCUCACUGGGGGAACAGGUGGACCUGGUGGUCGAGUACCAGUGGCUCCCAGUGGGCGUGGCACCGAAGUGGAGUACUUCAAUGAGGCGGGCUACAUUCGAGCGGGAGCCCUGCGCAAUGGCGAAGAUCCCUAUAUCAGAAAUCGAUUCAAUCAGGAGGCCAGCGAUGCUCUGCCCAGUAAUCGGGACAUACCCGACACUAGAAAUCCCAUGUGCCGAACCAAAAAAUAUCGCGAAGAUCUGCCCGAAACGAGUGUCAUCAUCACCUUCCACAAUGAGGCCAGAUCUACAUUGCUUCGAACCAUUGUCAGUGUCCUUAAUCGCAGUCCCGAGCACUUGAUACGCGAAAUUGUCCUCGUUGAUGACUACAGUGAUCAUCCUGAGGAUGGUCUGGAGCUGGCGAAGAUCGACAAGGUGCGUAUAAUUCGCAACGACAAGCGCGAGGGUUUGGUGAGGUCAAGGGUCAAGGGAGCGGAUGCGGCGGUGAGCAGUGUGCUGACCUUCCUCGACAGCCACGUAGAGUGCAACGAGAUGUGGCUGGAACCGCUGCUGGAACGCGUUCGCGAGGAUCCCAGUCGAGUGGUUUGUCCCGUCAUUGAUGUGAUCAGCAUGGACAACUUCCAGUAUAUCGGAGCCUCGGCCGAUUUGCGUGGCGGUUUCGAUUGGAAUCUGAUCUUCAAGUGGGAGUACCUCAGUCCAUCGGAGCGGGCGAUGCGCCACAAUGACCCCACCACGGCCAUAAGGACGCCGAUGAUUGCCGGCGGGCUGUUCGUCAUCGACAAGGCCUAUUUCAACAAACUUGGCAAAUACGACAUGAAAAUGGACGUGUGGGGCGGCGAGAAUCUGGAGAUCUCGUUCCGCGUCUGGCAGUGCGGAGGCAGCCUGGAAAUCAUUCCCUGCAGCCGCGUGGGUCACGUCUUCCGCAAACGCCAUCCGUACACCUUCCCCGGCGGAAGCGGCAACGUCUUCGCCCGGAAUACGCGACGUGCCGCGGAGGUCUGGAUGGAUGACUACAAGCAGCACUACUACAACGCCGUGCCCCUCGCCAAGAACAUUCCCUUCGGCAACAUUGAUGACCGUCUGGCUUUGAAGGAGAAAUUGCAUUGCAAGCCUUUCAAAUGGUAUCUGGAGAAUGUCUAUCCCGACCUGCAGGCCCCCGACCCACAGGAGGUUGGCCAAUUCCGACAGGAUAGCACCGAGUGCCUGGACACGAUGGGCCACUUAAUCGACGGCACUGUGGGAAUCUUUCCGUGCCACAACACGGGCGGCAAUCAGGAGUGGGCCUUCUCGAAGCGCGGCGAGAUCAAGCACGACGACCUCUGCCUGACCCUGGUGACCUUUGCCCGGGGGUCACAGGUGGUGCUGAAGGCGUGCGACGAUUCCGAAAAUCAGCGCUGGAUCAUGCGGGAGGGCGGUCUGGUGCGGCACUACAAGAUCAACGUGUGCCUGGACUCCAGGGAUCAAUCGCAGCAGGGCGUGAGUGCCCAGCACUGCAACUCGGCACUGGGAACUCAGCGCUGGUCCUUUGGUAAAUACGCGUGAGAAAGAGGUCUUGGUUUUGGACUAAGCAAACUAAACUAGAGAAGGAUAAUGCAGAUCGGUCGUGAUAUAUGUGCAAGUUGAUGGGAGAGAAAAGCUAACCUAACGCGAUGCGGAUUGUAUGUGUACUGUACUGUGUACUUGUAAUGAUUUAUCCAUGUUGAUUUGUUGCUGAACGGAAAACAAAACACACACUCAAACACACAUUAUAUAUUAACUGCAUAUAUAUAUGAAAUAAGUUCAACCUUAGUUUAAACUCAAAUCAACAAAAACCAACAUUAGGGGCAUACAAAAAAUGUACUUAGACUGAUUAAUUUUUUGUAUAUGUAUAAAAACGUAUAUGAAAAUGAAAUAAUACUAUAAUAUAUAAAAACUUUGGCAGCUGAAAAAAAAACGAAAAAACAAACAAACCGAACUGUAAUUAAUUUGCAUUCUCACACAGCACACACACAUUAAUUUAAGUCAAUUAAGACCUAUACGAAAAUGCCACAAAUUAGUAUUCACAUAUGGUCCGUUUCAAAUACCUAAAUACCCAAGCUCAGAGUCUUCUCAACCUUGUACUUAAAAUUAAACAUGAAAUGUUAUCAUUAGUUCUAAUUAUACACCUAAGUGAAAAUCAUUUAAAAUCAUUGAUUGACAACUAUAUAUGAAAUAUGUAUGUGUAUAUAUUGAGAAACAAAUAUUAUUUAAAUGUUUAUUGAUGGCCAAAAACAAGG